AGUUACAAAUUAUAUAUAUUCAAUUAUGGAUAAAAAUAUAAACCAAGAGAAAAAUUGUGAUGGAUCUAAUGAAGAAAAUUUUAAAGAUGAAGAAUACAAUACAAGUAAACAAAUUAAAAAAAUAAUAGAGUCUAAAUCAAAUUCUAAACUGAAAUCAAAUAGUUUGAACCAAAGGGUCCAUUCUCGUUCUCGUUCACCAUAUAAAAGUUCUAGACAUUGGAGUUCCAAUGCUUUUAUAAAUUUUGUUCAGGAUUUCAGACAAAAUUAUGAUGGUGUAAAAAGUAGUAGAAUAUUUCAAAUGGCUGGUGAAAGAUGGAAGAAAAUGACUUCUGAUGAAAAACAGCCAUAUUUAAAGGCAGCUAUGGACAUUAGAAAUAAGAAACAAAAUCAACAGAAAACUGAAAAUACAUAUAAAAUUGAAAAUAUAAAUAUAGAACAACCAAAGACUGAUGACUCUCAAAAACAAGAAAAACCUGGCAAGAAAGAAAAAAAAAAGAAGGAACCAAAAAGACCUAACAAGAAUAAAAAUUAUACUGAAUCUGAUACUGAUUCAAUUACUUCAGGUUGUUCAACAGAUACAAAUACAAGUGACAUGUCAGAAAUGAGUUCAUAAGCACAUGAUAAUUGGUUAUAUAAAUGUGAUUGUGUUUAUAAUUAAUUGAUGUUUGAAUAACUUUUCCUUGUGUAGUUUGUUAUUUAAAAAUCAUGAAUAUAUUAUGUUAUUAUGUAUAUUUAUGACUCAUAUAAAAUUAAAAAAAGAAUUCUAUACUUUAUAAAUAAGCCAUAUAAUAUUAAAUAUAUUUUAUAACAAUAUUACCAUCUGAAGUUCGACUGAAAGGCAUGCCACAAUUCUCCAAUUCAAUGACUGCCUUUGGGGCUUCACGUGUCAUAUAAUGAAUAGCAUCCUGAUCACCUAACCAGUCAGAUCCCUUCACAGU
Apis florea (little honeybee) is the source of this 938-nucleotide messenger RNA. RefSeq lists its product as uncharacterized. Lineage: Eukaryota; Metazoa; Arthropoda; Insecta; Hymenoptera; Apidae. The record is from RefSeq and is a predicted model, not a curated record.